Molecule: messenger RNA, 10449 nt
Organism: Dendroctonus ponderosae (mountain pine beetle)
Lineage: Eukaryota; Metazoa; Arthropoda; Insecta; Coleoptera; Curculionidae
Product: neuronal acetylcholine receptor subunit alpha-7
Exons: 9
Coding region: 343-1932 (529 amino acids)
Biological process (GO): regulation of membrane potential; monoatomic ion transmembrane transport; chemical synaptic transmission
Cellular component (GO): postsynaptic membrane; synapse; neuron projection
Molecular function (GO): acetylcholine-gated monoatomic cation-selective channel activity; transmembrane signaling receptor activity
Source: RefSeq, a predicted model, not a curated record
CGCAGUUUUCAUCGGAUUCGCCGUGGAGCUGUCCGGACUCGCUAUCGCUAUGGCUUUGGCUUUAGUUCACAUCUGUGUGCACUUAUAGUAUAUAAUGAUAUAACCUAAAACUUCUGUCGGCACUUUAUAUUUCGGUAUAUACGCGUGUAUGAUCGCUCGACUCCACAACACACUAAUAUAUCAAAUUUUGGUAUUUUUUUAUAUUCUGUGUUCCGAAACCAUUAGAAUAAUUCAACUAACAUGAGACUUUAAUCAAAUUUAACCUAAAAAUAUAACGUCAAAAAGUUAUAAAACUUUUGCGCUGCCGCCAAGAAUUCUUCUGCUCACCCACACUUCACCAGAAUGCAGCAUUGUUAUUUCUACCGUCGACCAAGAGCUCUGACGCUGGUAGUUUUUCUGCAAAUCUGCUUUUUUCUACCACAUGAAUCUUGGGCUGGAUAUUACGAAAAAAAGCUUCUGCAUAAACUACUUGAUACUUACAACGUGUUAGAACGCCCGGUUGCUAACGAGUCAGAUCCGCUCCAACUAAGUUUCGGCAUAACGCUGAUGCAAAUAAUAGAUGUGGACGAGAAAAAUCAGCUGUUGAUAACAAACAUCUGGCUAAAACUGGAAUGGAACGAUGUAAAUCUAAGGUGGAACUCCUCCGAAUUCGGAGGUGUCAAAGACCUGAGAAUUCCACCUCAUCGUCUCUGGAAGCCAGAUGUUCUCAUGUACAACAGUGCUGACGAGGGUUUCGAUGGAACUUACCCGACCAACGUCGUAGUCCGCAAUAACGGCAGUUGUUUCUACUUGCCUCCGGGAAUAUUUAAAAGCACAUGUAAAAUCGAUAUCACCUGGUUUCCAUUUGAUGACCAGAGAUGCGAAAUGAAAUUUGGAAGUUGGACUUACGAUGGAUUGCAAUUAGAUCUUCAAUUGCAAGACGAUAAUGGUGGAGAUAUUAGCAAUUUUAUUACCAAUGGAGAAUGGGAUUUGCUAGGCGUUCCAGGGAGAAGGAACGAGAUUUUUUACAACUGCUGCCCCGAGCCUUACAUCGAUAUUACAUUCGUCAUAAUAAUCCGAAGGAGAACCCUAUAUUACUUUUUUAAUCUUAUCGUGCCAUGCGUAUUAAUCGCUUCUAUGGCUGUCUUGGGGUUCACAUUGCCCCCCGAUUCGGGAGAAAAACUCUCCUUAGGGGUAACCAUUUUGCUAUCGCUGACCGUGUUUUUAAACAUGGUAGCGGAAACAAUGCCAGCUACAUCGGAGGCUGUACCACUUCUGGGAACGUAUUUUAACUGUAUCAUGUUCAUGGUUGCUUCGUCUGUGGUAUCAACAAUUCUAAUUUUGAAUUACCAUCAUCGCAAUGCUGAUACACACAUUAUGUCACCAUGGUUUAAGUUGGUGUUCCUAAUAUGGCUUCCCAAGUGCCUGUACAUGCAUAGGCCUGGAGAUAAGGAGAAUAAUUCUACGUAUUCACCUCCACCCAGGCCUUCAUCGACCCAGGCAGACAGGAAGACAAUACACUUUCCAGAUCUCGAGAUGAAGGAAAGAUCAUCGAAGAGUCUGCUAGCUAAUGUUCUGGACAUUGAUGAUGACUUUCGGCAUAAUUAUCGUAGCGGGGGCACCCCGACACCCCUGCCUGCUACGUUUUAUAGGACUGUUUUCAGAAGUAAUGAAGAUGGUAACAACGGAACCGGAGCCAGAAAUCAAGAACAAGGCAUUGUGUCAUCACAAAGUAACCUAUCAAGCCAAGAAUAUGAAUUGGCAAUGAUUUUGAAAGAGAUUCGCUUCAUAACCGAUCAGAUGAGGAAGGAUGAUGAGGCUCACACCAUAACGAGGGACUGGCAGUUCGCAGCGAUGGUAGUCGAUAGAUUGUGCCUUAUAAUAUUCACAUUAUUCACCAUAAUCGCAACAUUAGCCGUGUUAUUUUCUGCGCCCCAUAUCAUCGUCUCGUAGCUGUAGCUACCCGUCCUUCCAAUUCUAAGAACUCUUCCGUACAACAUGAAAUUGUUGUGGUGCGCGGAUGCUCCCCUCUGGCUUUUGCGCAGCAGCAAGUUGAACCGGUUCACCCGUAAGUAAAGUGUAGCUAGUACUUAAAAUGUUAUUAAUAAUCGGGCUUCUCAAAACUUAACUGUCUUGCUAUGCACAAAAAAAAAACAUAAAAUUUAACCAUACCAUCAGUAGAUUUUGACGAUCGGAACUACAUAAUAAGUGUCCUUAAAGCACCGAAAUGGAAUUUUUACUUUGUAAUAUCCUUGACUUCUUUUGUUUCGGCUAAUUGAACGAUUAAAAUAAAUAUAAAGUGUCUAUAGAAACAGGCGAGUGGUUACUUUUGAACAUAAAUGUCUAAAUCGACUACACUUAUUAUCUAAUAUUGUGUGCACUUUUAAGCUUCACUCAAUCAAUUUUUGCUUUAACUACCUCACUUCACUGUACUUUCGCAGAUGAAAUAAUUACCGUAUUUUGUUUCACUGUGACUAACCACAUUCUCAACGAAAAUUGGGGGUAAGUUCUCUCGAUGCAAUCGCACGUCGUCAUAAUGAAAAAAAAAAUAUUUUGGUUUAGAAGAGACUCAUUGUUUUAUUAAUGUUUACUAUUUCUUCUACUGUUAAAACAACAUAAGUUUUGGUAGAAAAUCAAGUUUAAGCUACUUAUUUUUUUAACUAACGUUUAACUAAUGAAGCACGCAUCAGUUAAUUAGGCAUUUUUUUAAUGUUUACAAAUGUUUUAUUGUUGCUGCAUAGAUUAGUAGACUAAUCUGUGGUUGCUGUGCCUUAAAAUCAUUGAUAUGGUUGUUAUAGUUAAAUUGAUGUUUUUAUGUGAUCUAAUUUUGUUGAUUUCAGAUUUCAAUCAAAAUACUAUUUUUCAUAUAAAAUAAUUACCGGAAAAUUCAGCAUGUAUCGAGGGAUAUUAAGCCAAAUUAUGUUAAAAAAUAGUCAUUUUGGCCGUGGUUUGGUCAGGCAACUUUUUUAUCUAAAGAUAACUAGUUAAAAAUUAUGGAAACAGGUGCCCUGGCAGCGUUUUUUUUGAACUGGCGAGUUUUUUUUUACUUUUUGACCCUGAUUAUUACAACAGUCUCUUAAUCUGAAACUGGUAAUUUUUUCGGGUUUUUAUACCGACGUGGAACAGAAUGACUUCCUAACAUUUCAGACGGGACCACCUCUGAAGAGGUCUGCCACUCGUGCUUGCAAAACGUCGGUCAGAAAUUCAAAUCCACGUCGGUUCAAAAACGUGAAAAAAUCACCAGUUUUCAAUUGAAAAAUUGAAUCUUGUUUUAAAUUCCCAUUGCCAAAAUUACCAAUUCGCAUAACGAAAUUUCAUUUGAAAUGGAAUUUCCUAAGAACCCCAGGUUUUUGAAGACUUAUGCUUGUAUGGUCUUUUUGUAUGAGUUGGAAAAGUUCUACAUGCUGUCCCUCUAUUAAUAAAAAUAAACCAGCAUUUUUCUAGCGAAAUUAAGUGAAAAUUAGUGAACUAUUACAGAAAUCAACUUUUUCUAGAAGAUGGGCCGGUUUCGGACCUAUUAGCUCUCAUCGGUUGGGCUUAAAAGCCAGUACUUUAAACUGCUAUGAAUGAAACACUCGCUUCUUUUUGCCGAUAAUAGUUUUACCGACCGGAUCGAGCAUUUGAUCCAGGGUCAAAUAAGAACUCAAGGAUUUUAGAAGUACUUACAUGAUUAGCGUAGCGACGUUUACAAGAAAAUUCUAUUUGAUAUUUCGCAUAGUUUCAAAAACAUCAGUACUAUUAGUAUGCUUCGACUAAUCAGCACCUUCUUCAUCCGAGUUGAUAUAUUUAUGAUUUGAACAUUGGUUAUCCGGUCACCGAUUUUUCCCUUUUUAAAUUCAGUUUUUCCAAAAACUUGGUUAAUUACAAGAAAAAAUUAAAAUGAACAAAAAAAUGUCUCGAGUACGUCUUAAUUUUUCAGAAGCCCCGAUGAUUCUUAGUGUUACAAUUGCUACUUCAUAAUGUUAGAAUCGAUAUUGAAAUGACGAAUAUAUUUGUAAUAGAGCUUAUUUAAUAUUAAACUAGGUAUGAAAUCCCAUUAAAAGCUAUAUGAGAAUGCAUUUUAGAAUAUGAUUACUGCAUGAAAAAUCGCGUAAGUGAAAAUGCGAAUUUCGUGUUCUGUCUUCCCAGGACUGUUUUCGAGAUCAAAUUAUUAAAUGAAGCAAUUUAGAUGACUGUCAAAUAGUGCCAAAAAUACAGACCGUAGAUAUUCGUACACGAAUUAAUUAUGAUCGUUCCUGUUGACACGUAUUUUGUGAACUAAAAUGUUAAAUUAUCUUUUGAUAUGUUCUAUUAGAAUAUAUUUAGCAGCCAAAAUGCAAAAGCCUCUUCUAUCAGGUUGCACACUUUACUACAUUUUCGAUGCUACUUUAGAUGCAGUUUUGAACUAUUUUUUUUAUAAUUUGCAUCCCCAUAUUCUAAAAUACUAGUUACUGUGACAAUACAAAUCUCAAAAAGCAUCUGCUAAUAAUGCCAAUUUAGAAUCAUUCGCGCUUAGAAAUUAUUUUCGUAGCUAGCUCUAGGCAAAAAUACGAUCUGCUUUUGCAUAAAGGUAUUCUAAGUUACUUACUAAUUAAGAAGUUAGUGGAUGGAAAUAUUUAAAAGCGCUAAUCAGCGCGUAGAGUUUUUAUGCUAUAUUUAUCGAUGUGGACAGCAGAAACUCUAUUGGAAGGGAUUAAUCGCUCUAAAUAACAAAUUAUUGUAGUUUAGCUCUGUUUUAGCCUCUAAUAAAUGACUAUUGCCAAUAGUUACACGUCAAAAGUGCGGGCUUUAACUACUAUAAAUGAUGAAAAACUGUUGAUCUGUAUAUCGGCACUAGGGUCGAUCAAUUCAACUUGUUAUAACCCCGGCAAAACGUACUGCGUAUAGUCAUAAAACCCAUAAUGGUUGAUGAUUUGAUAUUUCAAUUUUUAUUAAUCCAUGUUACUAGAAGUAUUACACAAUCAUUCUGUGAUAUAUGAAAUUAUUGGGUUCGUUUGCCAUCAUAUAAUCGUCUUAAUUGCAAAAGAACCUUGGCACGUUUAGUGUUCCAAUAUCACUGGUCAGAUGAUUUUCUUGUUGAAAGAUCAUUUCAAAUCGAUAAAUCAACAGCAGAAAAUUGAUGACCAAACAUGUAGUCAUAAGGCAAACCAAAAUGCAAGUGUAGUUGUGAUGUAUGAGAUAUUAUCUGUUUAUGUAUCUUCGAUAGGAUUUAUUAGCAGGGUACAUAGCAAUGUCAUAUCCAGUAAUUUUUUAAUAUUUUGGUAAGUAUCUAACUGAAGCUAUAGACGAAUUUCUGGUAUAGAAUCAGUUAUAGUACUAAACUUGUCGAGGCUUUUUUUUAUCAAAGACUGCGUCAACGUACACAAAUAUUCGCAUAUCUCUGAACUCCAGUGUCACAUUUUUGAUUGGUUUGCCAGAUAAAUAUCCUGAAAGUAAUAAAUCGGUCCAAUUACACACGUCAAAUGCAAGAAUCACGUUUCUCGUUUCAACCAUCCCGCAUGAAAAUGGCCUAUAAAAUUUCAAUACUUUCAAAGUUAUUUUUUUCAAACUGGGGUUUUUUUAAGUGAUGCUAAGGUCGUCUUUAUUGAGAUGAAAAGGAAUGCAGAAAAAUAUUUAAAAAAAAUGAAUUUUUUCCUGAAAGCUGAGAUAUUUGCAAAAGAAUACAUCAGUAAAAUCACAAACUUUUUAAACUUUCCUUGGAAAAACCUGUUUGUCUAAAAAAACGUCAAAAACGUAGCUGAUGAAACUAACAGGCAAAUGAAAAAAAAAAUUGCUGUUAGAACUUCGUCGUUUUUUUGUCACAGUUCUGAACAUAACAUGUAACUUUCUCUUCAUAGCAAACUUUCCGAAGUUUCUUCAAAAGUCGUCAUGAAAAAGAACUGUUUCCUGGUUUAGCGGCUCGAACGAGUGGUUUCCAUUCAUUCUAACCGAUGUUGUUUGAAUCUAGCGAGUUUUUCGGGCUAUUAGGCCGCCGUGGAAACUAACUUGUUCUUGAUGUUUCGCAAUUACGAGUGGCUUACAUUCAGAAGGAUUUUUGGUUGAAAUUUUACAUUGGACUCAGUUUAAACUUUCAAAUAAUAAGUAAAAUAAUAACUUUUAACGAAACACUUUCAAGCAAAAACAUUAUGCUUGCAAAACAUCUAGAAUAAAUUUUGCCUUGUAGCUCAACAGUUACAAAUCUGGCAAAGUCUAACGCUUUUAGCAGGUAAACAUCGAUAUCCAAGUUUUACGGCAAAGCGCUUACGCAAAUUGAAUACAUUACAUCCCUAGUGCAGUAAUCUAGGUGGAUUCAAGCUAGAAAAUGCCGCAUGAAAUUCCUAAUAAAACUAUCGCUUCUUAAAGUGUAAUAAAUUCUUUCCACGUCAAGCUUAUUAGUUUUUCAGCUCAAAAACGUGAUUUUUAUUAAAGUUCGUAAAUGGGCAUUGUCGAGUCGAUUCAAUAGUUUAAAUAGUUUAGAAAGCAUUUGAAACUCUAGCUCUGAACAAGCGAGCAUACAAGAUGGGCCGGAAUCACCAAGUAUGCGCAUUCGAGCUAACUUUGCAAAGAACAAAUCGUUAGAAUGUUGCAUUGUCCUCAAACUCGUUAAAUUCGGUAUGUCGUAUGGCAAGCUGUAUCUAUAAUUUGGCUGUAAAAUGCCACGUAAUAAAUAAAUACGAGGCCAUCUCAAGUGAAGGAAAUAUUUUUCUGAAAGCAACUUCGAUUCAUGCAAUGCUGUUGCUUUAUCCGUUCCAGGUUCCUAUUUAUUCUUCUCCUGAUUUUGUAAUGCUAUACACUGAAAAUGCUAGUCGAAACCUUAAUUACGCUGAGAAGUGGUUGGCAAACAGACCCGCAAAGCUUUUAAAGCUGACGGAGGGAACUAAACGGAAAAAUAGAUAUUUAUUUUCAAGCAGUAACAAUUUACAAACAGGAUUUUAGGCACUGUGCUAAUAAUGUUCUCCUAAUCAGUUCAUCGGAGCUGAAUUAGAACUCCAAUAACAAGAAUUACUAUCCAAAACAGAGGACUACAAUUUUCCAUUUGUUUUAUUGCAAACCGCCGGAAAUUCGAAUUUGAAUAGAUUGCAAAAAAUAUUCAGUGCAACUGAAAUAUCGAGUAGUGCAAGUUUUGGCAUAUCUGUUUACAGUAAACGUUUCAGUUAAUUUUUAGUACCCAGCGUAGGAAAAUGCCUUCAAGCAAAUCAAUUUUCACGGAAAAGAAGAAUAUCAGCACAAAGGAGAAAAUUUAAAUAUUCAAUUAACAAUUUCUCUGAGGAAUUUCAGGCAAACAAAAAGCAAUUAACUGAAUUCUGAACGUAGUCCAAUAAAAUAACGCCCAAAUAUAUGCGGAAUGGAGGAAAUAUAGCCAGGAAAGUUUAGAUGGAAAAUUAAAUAAGGUCGCUCAUUUCCAGUUUUAUUAUAAAUUUCUCGAUCACAGCAUUAAAUUAAAUAAUGCUACGGCGUGGUCUAUCAAACCUUAUAUUUAGAAAUGGAGAAAAGAACUGGUGAUACAGACGCCUCCAAAGAAAACAGGUCAGUGGUCAUUGUACUCAAUUGAGUAUAAAGAGGGAACGUUUCACACUUUUUUGUAUAUGGGUCUCGUUUGCCAAUCGAGCGAUAUCCGAAGACGGAUAUUGAAGCCGAGGCUUUUCAAUGGAAAUUUUGAUUAGAAAUGUGGUUUUUAUUUGUUUGGUAGAAAAAUGGCGGAUGAUUUUUAUAUAAGCGGGUGACCUUUCGUACUUUACUGUUCCACAAAAUAGACAGCUAACUUAAAACAGCACAAAGAAUUAUAUCAAUGUAUGAAUAAAACCUCUCAAAAUAUAAUAAUUUUCCGUAUCGUCUCUCCUUUGUCAUAGAUCUAUAAUGCGCGUUCUCGUAACUUGUAUAGGACAUAUAUUCGAAUAGAACAGGGAAUGCUUGUGAUAAAUCACUCUAGAAUUCUGCCGUAACAUCGCUAGCAUUCAUGAAGGCAUAUUUUAAUUGAGGUUAUUACGACGAAUUCCUACCAAUCGAUAUAUGAUUUGAAUAGUAGUUAUUUAUCUAGUAAACCAUUUAUCAAAAAUGUGACACACACACCGGCAAAUUUUAAUAAUUCAUUGAAUAAAUGCAAUUUGUGUAUAAGUGAAGGCUUAGACAAAGUUUUCAAACGUCUUGCCUAAUAGCUGUCUUUCCCACCGAAUAUGUGUUUUCGUCUUCACUUAAACCUAUUUUAAGUCUACAUUUAAAUUUAUUCGAAUACAAGGUGUUUUAUCAAUUAGUAACUAGUAGAAGCCGCUUAUUCACUUAAAAGUUGGUAGAUGUAAUUGUAAACACUUUGUAUAAAAUUAAUCAGUUGUAAAUAAGAAGCAAUAGAGGAUUUCCUUGUACGUGUUGAACCAUUGAAACUGAGUUUUUACAAAAUAUAACCUUUCAAAAAGAAUUGUUACUCUAUUAUAAUAUAUAUUUAAACUAGAUAUAGAAACUAGAGUUUUAUAGGAUUGUUGUUAAUUAUAACAAAAUUAUUUAUUUACAAUUUUUUUAGUAGUCGAUUACAGUUCCCGAACAUAGUGAUACGCUUCGUUAAAGUAACUCAACCUAUAAUAAGUCCCGAUGCUCGACUUACCAAAGAAUUUCAAGAUAAAAAACCCUGAACUGGUAUAAUUUUCAAUACUAAUUGAACCUUAAUACAUUAUAAUUAUAGAAAUAACUAGUGUAUUUUGUACGCAAUAUUUAGGCAAUUUCCUAGUAAUUAGUAACCAAGUGUCAUUUUAUUUAUUUGGCGAGCAAAAGUCUGCAAAUUUUUCGGCGUUAAAAAAGUAAUUUGACAGAUUCCUGCUCAAAAUUAUAUAUCUAAUUCUAUUUGGAAUAGUGUGCUCAUUUAUAUUCAUUAUGUUCAAUAUUUCCGUGAAUUAUGGAAAAACCCACCUAGUGCAAAUAAUUAUUAUAUAAAAGUAAACAGCAGCCAACUGGAAAAAGGAUAAAGGAGCUUUAAAUGGAAUAUCAGCUUUGCUAAAUGGGCCAUUUAGAUGAUAAGGCAGCAAAAUCACCAUUUUACAGGAACAUUUUGCCUUUGAACAUUGUAAUGAAUACGUUUUGAUGUUAAUAGCCCCGAUUACUCAAUUGCAAAGCGGCAUUUCCCAUAAAUUAACUUUUUUGAAUUAAUAUGAAAAAUCAUCAUGUAAAAAUGUAAUAACAAUAUUUUCUCAGCAGCCAAAUGACUAACGAGAAAAGUUCAAACUGAUUAUCCUCAAGCUCUUUAUCAAAAUUCCUUGAUCGGGCUGUAAAACGUUCUCCCGUUCAAGAUCUUCCUGAAUCACCUAGAACUGUCCUAUCCCAAGUCCAAUACGUUAUAAAAUAGACAGUGCCGUAAUGGUUUCGGAAAUGAAACCAAUAAUGGCCCAAUAAUGGGUCUUGCCUUAAUCGAAUGCAUUUCCGUUUAACAUUAGCAGUCAUUUUGGUGGCAGGUUGACCCUUAUUAAAACUGCCCAGCUCACGGUUUUCAGUGAUUUAUGCCGGAAGAAAUAAUUCGAUUUGACGCAGCGAAAAUGAUUGAGAAAAUUAAACCUCAGCAAAAUUGGAACGAGGGUAGACAGUCGCUCUAUUCUCAGAAGUUAUAUACCUACCAAAAUAUGGUCAAAUACUUAGCAUUCUUUAGAAGGAAUGUAUUAAAUAUGCGAAUUUUAAUGUAAUGCUUAAAGUUGCUAAACAAAUACAACGGCAAAAGCUGCUAUAUAUAUUGUUUGCUGCCCUCAAAUCCGUAUCAUAUAACCCACUUGACCAACCGCUGAUGGCAAGCAAAGUAAUUCCCUCCCCAUAUUCAACAAAAACGGUCGAUCACAGUAAAAAACGACCCGUUUCUGUAGGGUAUGACCUUCCCUUAUCCUGAAAAUGGCUGAACGGACAAAAAACUCAAAUCUGUGGUCAAACAACAAAAGAUGAAUAUAUUUAAAAUACACCGCUCGAUAAAAAUUCUGAGAUGAGAACAAAUUGCUCAAAUAUGGUAAUAUCUUCUAAUCCUAAUUAAGAAAUCAAGGAAAUGCUUAGUUUAGAGUUGUUAUUUGCACUAGGCUAAUUAUUAAUAAUUAAGGACUUGCUACAAAUUAAACAAAAACUAGAAUAGAAAUUAGUGGUAAGCAUUAACUCACACUGAGUCGUGUGGUCUAUCUCUCUUAACAACAUGUGAUGAACCUAACAAUGUAUUGUAAAAAGUUUUAAAAUGUAAAUCUUUCAAACAUUAUCUAUAGGUAAAGGACUAUCUUGUUCCAUUGUUAUGUAAAAUAAAACUUUUCCAUCAUUUGAAAAUGUUAAUCCCAUAAUAAUACAUGUAAAAACUGACAAUCUGUUUUGUCAUUAGUAGACAGUUAGCAUAUGUCUUUCUUUGGGAUGCCAUGAACACAAUUAUUAAUUUAAUUCAUUCAUUGCAUCCCAAUGCCACAUUUUAGUAGGGCCGUUUUGUAUCGUAUCCCAAGCUGUUGUAACAUUUUACUACAAUGGAUUGUAACUUUGUUAAAAGAAUUUCAAUUAAACUUUAAAAAUAAA